This is a messenger RNA of Bradysia coprophila, 1677 nucleotides long. RefSeq lists its product as uncharacterized. NCBI's taxonomy places the organism in Eukaryota, Metazoa, Arthropoda, Insecta, Diptera, Sciaridae. The record is from RefSeq and is a predicted model, not a curated record. Gene Ontology annotation, molecular function: oxidoreductase activity, acting on paired donors, with incorporation or reduction of molecular oxygen; heme binding; monooxygenase activity.
AGUUGGUUAAUGUGACUGAUUAAAUGCGGUUCGAAUUUCGUUAAGUAACUUGCGUUACGUGUUGAUGUUUUGUGUUAAGCACUAAUCGUAUUUUGUGUUUGGUGGAAAGCAAAUAAAGCGAAAAUGAUAUUCAUUUAUCUGAUAAGUGCAGUUGCUGCGAUAUUGUUUAUGAAAUUUUAUCUGUACAAGCGAAGAAUUAUGAAAUACGUUGGACAUUUGCCUGCUCCCCCAGAAAUACCAAUCGUUGGAUCUGGUCUUUAUUUUAUAGGGAAGAAUACAGUUGAGAUCAUGGAUAUGCUAUGCAUGACCACCGAAAUGUUUGAGACACCAUGCAGAUUUUGGCUUGGUCCUUUUUUGGCUGUUUUUCUGGGCAGACCAGAAGAUGUUCAAACAGUACUGCUAUCGCCGAAGUGUCUUGCCAAACCCUAUUUGUAUAGCUUUAUGGAUGACAAUAUCGGAUUAUUUACAGCACCAUUACAUAUAUGGAAACCCCAGCGGAAGCUUUUGAAUCCAACGUUUAAUAAUAAAAUUUUGCUGUCUUUCAUUCCCAUUUUCAAUGAUAAAGCUCGAAUUUUAGCGGAAGUGUUAGGCAAAAAGGUGGGCGAGGAAGCAUUCGAUAUCAGCAAACAAUUUUAUGCUUGCACUUUGGAAACGGUUUGUUCAACAACUAUCGGUGUCGAUUUGGAUUUUCAAAGCAAUAAAAAUGUGAAAAUGUUGGAAACAAUGGAAUCUCAAACUACACUAGUUGCAAAUAGGAUGUUAAAAUUCUGGUUACACCCACAAUGGAUUUAUAAGUGGACCAAUGAUUACAAGAUCUUCAGACGGGAAGCGCCUCAUGUUUACGAAAUUCCACAAUCUAUACGAAAACUCAAAGAAAAGGAAUUUUACGAGAAAAAAUAUUUCGAAAAUAAUGACGAGCUCAAGGAAGACGAAUUCUUUUCCACUCCACAAAUAUUUGUCAAUGAACUGUUCAAAUUGCAUCACAAAAAGCUCAUUGACGAUAAAUUGCUUGAUGAUCAAAUAAUUAGCAUGUUAGUGGCUGGCAACGACACAACAGCGCUUACAAUGUCACACAUUAUCUUGAUGUUGGCUAUGCAUCCGGAAGUACAGGAAAAAGCUUUCCAGGAGAUUAAAGAUUGUCACGAGACUCAAACGUCUCUAUCUGAUGCCGAAAUUUUGGCAAAAUUGGUUUACCUUGAAAUGUGUGUCAAAGAAUCAAUGAGACUAUUCCCGGUUGGUCCGUUUAUGGGUCGACAGACGACAGAUGAUGUGCAAUUAAGCAAUUGUAUAGUUCCGAAGGGAACGAUGCUAAUAUUGUCAUGCCAUCAUUUACAUCGCAAUAAGGAAGUGUGGGGACCAAAUGCGGACUUGUUCGAUCCGGAUAAUUUUCUACCCGAGAAAGUCGCUUCGAGACACGCAUACUCGUAUCUACCUUUUUCAGGUGGUGCAAGAAAUUGCAUCGGAAUUAAAUACGCCUGGAUGUCGAUGAAGAUCUUCCUGUCUGCCAUUAUGAGACAGUACAAAUUUUCCACACAUCUUAGGCUUGAGGACAUCGUCACAAAAUUCGAAAUAUUAUUGAAAAUCGAGAAUCGUCAUAUGGUGACCAUUGAAAGACGCGAAAAAUAUUGAUGAUUGUGGUGUGGCAUAAUUUAAGUGUAAAAAUAAAAUGUUUUUUUU